Geodia barretti is the source of this 654-nucleotide messenger RNA. Lineage: Eukaryota; Metazoa; Porifera; Demospongiae; Tetractinellida; Geodiidae. The record is from the annotation of a GenBank genome assembly.
AUGGUUUCCAAUGGUCAUUACCCCGGCAACGGUCCCCUCAAGGGCAUCCGCGUGCUGGACAUGACAGUGUGGCAGUUCGGUCCGGUGAGCGCCGCCAUGAUGGGCGACAUGGGCGCCGAUGUCAUCAAGAUUGAGGCGCUCGACGGCGAUGCGGGCCGCGGGCUAUGGCGCGCAUCCACGCUAAACAUGGAUCUGGGCGAGGGACGCAACGCCUACUUCGAAGCCUGUAACCGCAACAAGAGAGGCAUCGCGGUCAACCUUAAAACCGAGGCGGGACGGCAGAUAAUCUAUAAGCUCGUCAAGGACGCUGAUGUGUUCGUUCAGAACUACCGCCAGGGGGUGGCGGAGCGUCUGGGCGUUGGAUAUGAGGCCCUGCACGAGAUUAACCCAAUGCUGGUUUACGGCUCCGGCAACGGAUAUGGCCCCGAAGGCCCCGAUUCGCAUCUUCCCUCGUUCGACGGCUGUGGGCAAGCGCGCGCAGGUCUGAUGAUGUCGGCAACGCCGCCGGGCGCAGAGAUACCCUACGCGCAUCUCACAGGGCGUGUCAGACCAGAUGGGCGCGAUAAUGCUCUGCCUUGGCGUUCUAUCAGCGCUGGUAUGCCGCGGUCAGCAGGGCAUCGGUCAGAAAGUGGAAGCAUCGCAUCUGAGCGCUAA